This is a messenger RNA of Danio aesculapii, 1251 nucleotides long. It is a transcript of the gene clrn2, whose product is annotated as clarin 2. The record is from RefSeq and is a predicted model, not a curated record. The transcript has 3 exons. NCBI's taxonomy places the organism in Eukaryota, Metazoa, Chordata, Actinopteri, Cypriniformes, Danionidae. Bases 266 to 967 code for a protein of 233 amino acids.
CCCUCUGACCGCUUUAUAUCUGGUUUCCUGCUCUUUUCCUCUCUCCGUCUUUAUUGCGUUCCUUCGGUUUUCUACCUCUUUGUUUUAACUUUCAUGAAAACUCAAACGGGUGGGCUAUUAGUGAUGAAGUUUUAAACUUUAUCUUGCGCGAAAGCAGCUCUGGUUCUUGCAGUAUAUAGCGGAAAGAGAGGCGUGCGCGUCGCGGAGUCGUGUUACUUUGCGUCUGGCCAGUUACAGGAGGAGGAGGUAUGGGGUGAGCAGUGAAAUGCCAAGUCUCUGGAAGCAGAUCGUGUUCUCCUUCGCUUCGAUACUCAGCAUCGGUUCUGUGGUGCUCUUGGUCGUGGCUCUGUCCACCGAGCGCUGGGUCACCGGGACCACAUUGUGCCAGACAGGAGUGGAUCUGGUGAACGCGUCACGGCCGGAGCUCGAGCAGUUUACUGGACACAUUUACUACGGCCUCUUCCAGGGGGGCAAAACACGCAGAUGCGGCCUCGGAAUCCGCCGCGCAAAAAUAUACAUUUUCCCAAAACUCAUCAAAAAAAUCAACAGUGGCCUUCACAUGAUCAUCAUCUUCUUCCUCUUCACUGCUAUUGGCUUUGCAGUAGUCAGUUUAGCUUUCUGUAUAUAUAAUGCCAGGAAAGUUCCUUAUCAAUCCAUCAAAGGACCUUUUGGCCUCUACAUCUGGAAUUUCAUAGCAGCUCUGUUCAGUGCAAUGGGUUUUGCCUGCUUCCUUGCAGCAAUUCAGUGCCAUAAACUCACAGAACACGUGGCGAACUACAGCGAGAGCCUUUUUACCCUGGUGAUCCUUGAGGAGAAUCUUGGUUUCUCAUUCUGGUUGGUUGUUGCCAGCGCUGUAACGCACGGAGCGAACAUUCUGGUUGUAGCUUCCAGUAAAAUUCAUCUGCCUAAAAUACAGACUAAAAAACCAGAGGAACCCACAGCCACUGGAGAAGAUUUCCUGUACUGAAGCACAAAGACUAGUUGAAAGGUUUGACUGUGCUGAUUAGCCAAACCCGAGGUGCUUAUGGAGUGAUCUAAGGAUUAUAAAAAUGGACUGUUGUAAAUACAGCUUUAUUAUGUGACAAAAAAGAAAUCCACUUGAAAAAUCCACUCUUUUCUUUUUACAGUAUAUUUUUUGAAUGACAAUUUAAGGACUUCUGAAAUAUGAAGCAAGUGAAAUAUUAUGGUUAUCUUACUUGCCAUUUCAGAGCUACUAAGAAAUAUACAUUAUGUAAUAAUGCAUCAUUACUG